GUCCGUUUUUUUUUUAAAGGACAACACAAAAACGACACGACAGUCAGGGUGUGUACACUGUACACUGUAGCCAACGACACGCCUGGGGAAAUAGGCUACAUUGUUUAUCUUCAGGGGUGGGGCGUCUCUCUACAGGUGCGCUGCCUCAGCUCAGGUAGCCUAUACAAAGAAUAAAGCAUCAUCCUCCCGUUAUUCAAGCUUCAAGCAAUCAGCUGUAAUGUUCCCACCAUGGAGCUGAAAAGGUUUAUAGGAGGAUGCGUGCCUCCAUUUCUGAUCGCCUUCGUAUUUGAUGUCCUAGGUCUGAUUCUGCUUUUCGUCGGCAUAUUCGCCAACGUGCGCAUCGGCGACCGCUUUUACGGCGACUUCUUGAUCUACUCCGGCUCUCUGAUCAUUUUCUCCAGCCUGGCCUUCUGGUUAAUGUGGUACGUGGGGAACGUCCAGGUGUCGGAAGACGACGAGGUCGGCUUGAAGAAGAGCAGCAGUAUCGUGCAGCUGGCCAGGAAACUAUCCGAGAGGUUGAGCCAGACACUGAAAGGAGAGUCACGCGUAAAAUGUGUUGAGGGUGAUGAGGACGGCAGCCAGGUGGAAGCGCACAAGGCCAGCCGGGUGACAUGGGGCCGGUCCACGGCAUACCACAAUAAAGGCUACGACGACUGCCUGGACUCCCCUUCCAUGGAGAAGACAAUGGAUAUAGAACCAGAGGAAAAAACAGAGAUGUGAACUUCCAUCUGAUGCCAUGAAUGGGUACUUUAGUAUAAAAAAAUAGUUUAAAACGUGGUCAUGUCAGCUGUGAUACACUUUAUUAUUUGCUGCAGCAGGGACUUCAUGGAUGAUAUACUGCAAACAAUAUUAUGGGUGUGGGCAGCUUUCCCUGCCAAAACUAAAUGGAUAAAGAAAGGCAAUCUGAUAUAUAUAUAUAUAUAUAUAUAUAUAUCACUGUAUGACUCAUAUAGUCUCCUCUUUUAAAGAUUGGUCAACACAAAGCCCAUCAAAGAGCCGACUAACAAAAGCCUGUUUUACAGCCUAAAUAUUCGAACUCUCUGGUUCUGUGGGAAGUCUCAAAGUUGGCAAAUCUGAAAAAAUUUGGCUCUGGGUUUCGCGUAAUUGCAGUUUUUUUUUUGGAAAACAACUAGACGGGACAACAUUUAUUGUAAACUUAAAAUGAUAUGAUCAAGAUUUGCGAGGUGCCCUGUUUGGCCUUGAGUUUGACACAUGCUGUAGACGGUAUAAUACUGAGGUCCAAGGCACCUUAGUGCACUCCCCACACCCUUCAGGACAGUUGGAGAUGACACGAAGACAUUUCUGUCAUUGUUUUCAUUUUCAACACUUUAGAACUGUGAGUUUCUUGGAAAGAGUGUUUUAGCCUACAAAUAGGAAAAACAAAUAGAGGGUUCUCUCUAUCCCAAUGACUCAUUUCCUAUUAAGUGUUAGUGUAUCCUUAUUUAGUCAGUGCACAGCAGGUCACCUGAGCAUGCAAACAUGUGAUAUAGGUCCACAGUCAAGCAUACAAUUCAACAAAAAACAAAAAUUUGAAUAUGAUUCCAUUGACAACUAUAUUUGAAUGAAUUUGUACUCAGUUUUAAAUGGAGCAGUUGAGGAAAUUUCUCUUUUUCCUUAAACUACAGCCACAUUUCAUAGUUCUCUCUAAGGAACUUUAGAACGUAUGCACCUG
Messenger RNA from Etheostoma spectabile (orangethroat darter), 1672 nucleotides. It is a transcript of the gene tmem238l, whose product is annotated as transmembrane protein 238 like. Bases 229 to 720 code for a protein of 163 amino acids. The record is from RefSeq and is a predicted model, not a curated record. The transcript is spliced from 2 exons. NCBI's taxonomy places the organism in Eukaryota, Metazoa, Chordata, Actinopteri, Perciformes, Percidae.